AUGGCAGGGUCAUCUGAAAACGUUUUGUUUGCUAACCAGUCUACCUCUGUCAUCAUGCUUUCCAUCAAACCUAACCAGAACAUGAUCAUUGACCUUGAUGCAUCACGCUACAAUGAAUUGAUCAGGCCUAUGAUUGACUGUCUCAAGUUCUCACCAUUGAUGAAGGUGUUAACCUUGGCCGAAAUUGUUUCUCUUGUUCAUUUAUCGAAAUCAUUCUUAACUGCCAUUAACAUAAAGUCAGAUGAUAUUAUCAACUUCGAAGUUGCAAACCACAAAACAUCGAUCUCUAAGCCCCACUUAUGCAAACUACUAGGGCUCACUACGUCAGAAGUCAGUGUUGACCCUGAAUCGAUUCCAUCCAUAUCCAUGAUAGAGAUGUUAUACCAUAUGGGGUACUCCGGUGACAUCUCCUUGCUCUCCAAGUUUCGGAAGUCUUCUAGACCCAAUAUUCUGACCCUCCAAACGUCUACCUUUGUGAUGUUGGAUCCUAGAAAUUUCAACUUUAUUGGAUCGAUUCUGGUUGAUAUGUUGGAAAGAGUUCCUCUUGACAACUCUAUUCAACAAGCUAAAACAUCGUGGAAAAAGGAAGGCAAAAGCUACUUAUUCCGAAAGCGUCAGGGUUCCAAAAAAGACAAGAAGCCAACAAAGAAACCAAGAUCUCCAUCUCCGGUAUUUCAAGAAGAAUCAGAAUCAAGAAUUGUUAUGGAAGUUCAAGAGGACAAUACAAUCAGACAUGAGAAAGAGGAACAGGAUACUACAUCAACUUUGAAACCAACCCCUAUAGAACAUAUUCUGAAGGUAUCUUCUCCACCAUCCUCCAUUGUUCCAACUUCUAACAUUUUUUGGAACAUUCUGAAAGAACCAUUUCUGAACCUCUCUAUUACUCCAUCAUCACCACUUGUUAUUCCAUCAACUUUACCCAUGUCAUCCUCACCUACUACAUCCACAAAUCCGAUAUCAUCUAUCCCUCCUUUACCACCAAUGAAUUCUGUUGGAAUUUCUCUUCCUCAUAUUUCAAUCGCUCUAUCCUCUCCCAUCUUUACUGAUUCAACCGCUCCUACUACAUCAUCAGUCUCAACUCCACUAGAAGUCACUGUAAUUAAAUCCGUUUCAAAGGAUAUACAAACUUCAGGCAUCCAUGUCAACGUAUCUGAUACGGGGGCAAAUGCCAAUAUCGGUGUGACUUUCGGACCUGGUACAUCUAUUGCUUCUCCUUUCAAUGAUGAUGAAGAGAUUCUACUCGCAGAUGAACAAGAACCCAUAAAGGAAUUUGUUUUUCAACCCUUCAAUAUUAACAUCAACAGUGAUGAAGACAAAGCUCCCAUGACCAAGGGAUAG
Molecule: messenger RNA, 1338 nt
Organism: Lactuca saligna
Lineage: Eukaryota; Viridiplantae; Streptophyta; Magnoliopsida; Asterales; Asteraceae
Source: the annotation of a GenBank genome assembly